Dermatophagoides farinae (American house dust mite) is the source of this 1147-nucleotide messenger RNA. RefSeq names its product 2-acylglycerol O-acyltransferase 2-A. NCBI's taxonomy places the organism in Eukaryota, Metazoa, Arthropoda, Arachnida, Sarcoptiformes, Pyroglyphidae. The record is from RefSeq and is a predicted model, not a curated record. Gene Ontology annotation, molecular function: diacylglycerol O-acyltransferase activity. Gene Ontology annotation, biological process: triglyceride biosynthetic process. Gene Ontology annotation, cellular component: endoplasmic reticulum membrane.
UUGUGUUUGUUUACGAAUAAAAAAGGACUGAAAAAAAUUUCUACUUUAGUCACCAAAUAAGAAUUCUCGAAUCGAAUAUUUUCUUUUGAUUCUGUUUGUUUGAAUAAAGAAUUCAAACAAAAAGCCAGAAAAAACCAUGGUACUAGGUAUUAAAUUUGCACCACUUUUUAUUCCACUAAGACGGCGAUUACAAACCUCGAUUGUAUUGUUAUUUACAAAUUUUCUUAUUAUUGUGACUGUUGUAUCAAUGUUAUUGUUGUAUUUACUAUUCACACGAUACUACUAUAUAUCAUUAUUCUAUCUGUGUUGGUGGAUUUUCGACCAAGAAACUUGUGUACGCGGUGGAAGAAGAUGGAAUUGGUUUCGUCGUUUACCAACGUGGCGUUUGUUUGCUGAAUAUUUCCCAGUUAGAUUGAUCAAAACAGCUGAUUUACCGAUGGAUAAGAAUUAUAUAUUCGGAAUACAUCCACAUGGAAUUCUGUGUUUUUCUCAUGUUGUCAAUUUUUGGUCGGAAGGAACAAAUUUUUCCCAAUUAUUUCCAGGCAUUACACCACAUUUGGUUACGCUUAAUUUGCAAUUUAAAAUUCCAUUACAACGGGAAGUGUUGUUGGCAAUUGGUGCUUGUUCAGCAUCGAAAGAAAGUUUGGAAUUUAUUCUCAGUAAGAAAAAAGGAACCGGAAAUGCUGUAGGUCUAAUUAUAGGUGGUGCACGUGAAGUGCUUGAUACCAUACCAAAUACAAUGAUAUUGACAUUGAAAAAACGUAAAGGUUAUGCGAAAGUAGCUCUAGAAAAUGGAGCAUCAUUAGUGCCGGUCAUAUCGUUCGGUGAAAAUGAACUUUAUCAAACAAUGCAUCAUGAAGAGAUGACAAUUGUUCGAAAAAUACAGGAAAAAUUGUACAAAUUAUUAACAUUUACUCCUCCAUUAUUUUUUGGUCGUGGCAUUUUUCAAUAUUCAUUCGGUAUGUUACCAUUUCGUAAAGAGGUGUUUACAGUUGUUGGCAGACCAAUAAAUGUGGAACAAACACCAUAUCCUACCGAUUCGCAAGUGGAUGAAUUACAUGAAAAAUAUAUGAAAGAAUUGACAAAUCUAUAUGAAGAAAAUAAAAUGAAAUAUGGUUAUGGAGAUAUUCCAUUGAAAAUUAAAUGA